GUGUGUAUGUGUCUGUAUUUGUGUUUCCCAUCUUUAUUUUAUUUUGAAAUUCAGAUCUCACACAUCUGUCUGUGCACCAUGUGAGUUUUCAAAGUUGGCAGUGUUCUUCAAGUAUAUCUAGUUUAAUCCAGGUUUUGAUAUUUACAGUUUAAUAUAUCCAGCGAUUGAGAUGCUUAGAUGAAAGAGAAGUAAACUUUGGUCUAUUAUGAAUUCAUUGCUGUCAGAAAUAUCUGCUGUGUAAGCCAAAAGCUGUCUGAUGCCUUUCUUAUGUCUUCCGCAAGACUGAAAUGAUUGAUGUUGGCAUUUUUAUCCUCAUUUACAUGAUUCUUUUCGAGUCAAGGAUGUUAAAUAAAUUUCCCUAGGUUCCUCAGAUGGUAGGUACACAAAGGCUGGUAUCUAACUAAGACAAGAGAUCUAGGACCAAGGGUUAGACCCGUCAGCCAGCCUCAGUGUACCUGAUUUGGGAAUAAGUGCACUGGAAGGGUGGAGACAAGAAUCAGUGGCAUUGAGCAGAGCCACGAAGACUUUUUUUUUAAUAAAGAAAUAUUUUCUCAUCCCCAGGAACAAAUAGGCACCUUGAGGUCAUGGCUGGAUUCUGAUCAAGAGAAGUGAUUAGGUCGGCUUCAUAUUCUCUGAGCUGCCAAAGGCUGGAAGCCUAGUUGCUCUACUAACCUGUGAUCCACAGCUGGUUGUGAAGAGAACCCCUACUGACACCACUUCUGCAACAGAGGACCAGCAACCUCACAGGAUUUCAUAGCUUUCACACAUCCUGAGGAAAAGCCCUCUCAGUCUGAACCUUCAUUCAUAGCCUAAUGGAGGUCAUGGAAGUUCUGGCAGGAAUUCGGGCAGAAGCUAACUGCCUGAUCUGUAUGGAUUACUUUAGAGACCCCGUUACCAUCAAAUGUGGGCACAACUUCUGUCGCUCCUGCAUCGAGCAAUCCUGGGAGGAUCAACAGGACUGGUUCCGAUGCCCUGUGUGCCACCACCCAUGGCUACAGUUGCACCUCAGGAGCAACACCCAGCUGGGAAAUAUAGCUGAAAUUGCCAAGCUACUCCACAUCACCAGGAGCAAGAGGAAGAGGGAGGAGGAGACACGCUUGUGCAAGAAGCACAAUCAGGUACUGACCCACUUCUGUGAAGAAGACCUGGAAGUCCUGUGUUCCCUGUGCACUCAGCCCCCAAACCACCAGGAUCACCUCGUGAGGUCCAUAGAGGAGGCUGCCUCUCAUCACAGGAAAAGGCUCAUGAGUUACAUGGAGCCCCUGAAGAAGCAAGUGGCAGACUUUCAAAAACUAAUAACUUCCCAAGAGAGAGAACCAUCAGAACUGAGAAAGAAGGUGGAAAAGCAAAGGAAAGAAUUAUUCUCUGAAUUUGAGCACCUGAACAAGUUUUUAGACCGUGAGCAUGAGGCAGCUCUCUCCAGGUUAGCUUAUGAAGAGAAGCACAUUCAACAGAAACUAAAUGCGAAUAUAACAGCAUUUUCAGAGUCCAUUUCCACACUCAACAGUCUACUAAAGGAGGUGGCAGAGAAGAGUGUGAUGUCAGAAGUGAAACUGCUGACAGAUAUUCAGAGCGUCCAGAAUCGAUGUGAAAGCCUCAACCCCCCAGUGCUCUAUUCCUUCCAGCUAACGAAGGAAGGAUGCAGCCUUCCUCCACAGUAUUCGGCUCUGCAGAAAAUCAUACAGAAAUUUAAGGAAGAUGUAACCUUGGAUCCUGAAACAGCACAUUCAAAUCUGAUUGUCUCUGAAGAUAAAAAGUCUGUCACAUUUGUGAAGAAAACACAAAGACUUCCUCCUAAUCCAAAGAGAUUCAAGUUUGACCCAGUUGUCCUGGGUUGUGAAGAGUUCAGUUCUGGUAGACAUUACUGGGAGGUGGAAGUGGGUGAGAAGCCUGAAUGGUCUGUGGGGCUUUGUAAAGACUCCCUUUCCAGGAAGGCAAAGAGGCCCCCGGCAGGGCAGGAGAGAUGCUGGGCAAUUCAGCUGUGCAAUGGUAACUAUGUUGCACGAGGCACUUUUCCAGUCACUCUGGUGAUAACAGAACAACCCAGAGGGAUUGGCAUUUAUCUGGACUAUGAACUGGGUGAGAUUUCGUUUUACAGUUUGAAUGAUAGAUCUCAUAUCUAUUCUUUCACUAAUAGAUUUUCUGAAAUUCUGAAGACUUAUUUCUGUAUUGGACGUGAUUCUCAACCUCUCACAAUCUGUGCUUUCAGAGAUUAUGAAUGAUAAACUAUCUGGGAAACUGUCACAUUGCUUGAUUUUCU
Loxodonta africana (African savanna elephant) is the source of this 2260-nucleotide messenger RNA. Its product is annotated as tripartite motif-containing protein 75-like. Gene Ontology annotation, molecular function: protein binding; ubiquitin protein ligase activity; zinc ion binding. Gene Ontology annotation, biological process: protein ubiquitination. Lineage: Eukaryota; Metazoa; Chordata; Mammalia; Proboscidea; Elephantidae. The transcript has a single exon. Gene Ontology annotation, cellular component: cytoplasm. Bases 813 to 2222 code for a protein of 469 amino acids. The record is from RefSeq and is a predicted model, not a curated record.